AUGGCCACACAGCAUGAAGCCCUACCCGUCGAGCUGCUGAUCGCCAUCUUCCAGCAUCUCGAAUGGCGGGACUUUGAGAGCUGCUCGCGGGUCAGUUGGCUCUUCCGCGAGGUCACUCUACCCCGCCUAUUCGAGCGCGCCUCCCUCGACGUCCAUCAUCCUUCACAGCUGGACAUCCUGCGGCGGGCGGUCAAGCGGAAACCGAGGCUUCUUGAUGUCUUCCGCGGUCUGUGGUCGCCUCGCACACCGCGGGCGGGCGCGGACACUGGAGCUGGAGGGAAAGGGAAUGGGAAUGGCGGGCGGGACGCUGUCAAUGCGGGACGGGAUGCUGGGAUGCUGAAGGGCUGGCGGAAAGGGCGAUGGAGAGCUCUCCUGAGCGGGAAGACGGCAAAGGAGGCUCAAGACAAUCCCAGCGCUCUCCCCCGGCUCCUCCUCUUCAAAGUCUUCACCAACACCACCCAUCUUAUCCUUACCUCCCAUACCCACACCACCUGCGACAAUCACCACUCCCUCGACAUGCCAAACCUCAUCAUUCUCCAUAUCCUCCCCACCUCCAGCGCCACCGGACCCUUUCUCGACUUUUGCAUGUGCAAACACGACCCGGCUCGGCGCCCUAAAUCAUGCGCCCGGGACUUUUCCUGCACCUGCCCCUUUAUCGCCAAGCUCCGCCCGCGGCGUCUCGUCCUCGGUGAUACAUCCACGUGUAUCUACGGCCGCGGAUCCGGUCUCUGGACGUUACCCAUCAUCUUUCCGCCAUACAUCAAGGACGUCGUGGUCUAUAUCGGGGAAUCAAACGGUGUCGGGCACUCAAGCGGUACCUUACGCGACCCACCCAAGCAGUCGGACGCCCGCGAAACCUGGCUGUCUAAACUCCAGCCCUCGGUCGAGACCCUCACCCUCAUCUUCUCCCCUCGUCCUGACGAGCCGUGGCUCGUACGCCCGCUCGAGCCGCUCGACUACAGCGGGGAAACACCAAAAGCUUGGGUGAACUCCAUCACGGACAUGCUGGUGUGUGCUCUGGGGGGUCGGGCGCAAGCAAUGAUGGUCGUAGGGAUGGAGUUGAUCUGGGAGGAUUGGACGUAUACGCCGACGUCUCAGGUGAAGGAGUGGCUGGAGAUCAAGCUAAAGCGUCAUCUCGUUCGUGAAAUGUGGUUCAGGGAGUACGAGGCGAGGGAAAGGGUGGAGGGGAUCAGAUAUCGGACGUGGGAGGAGUUUGAGGCGGAUGAGGCUGGAGGCGGAGUUGAAAGCGAAUGA
Dioszegia hungarica is the source of this 1254-nucleotide messenger RNA. RefSeq lists its product as uncharacterized. The coding region runs from base 1 to 1254 and encodes 417 amino acids. The record is from RefSeq and is a predicted model, not a curated record. The transcript has a single exon. Lineage: Eukaryota; Fungi; Basidiomycota; Tremellomycetes; Tremellales; Bulleribasidiaceae. Gene Ontology annotation, molecular function: protein binding.